Molecule: messenger RNA, 648 nt
Organism: Xyrichtys novacula (pearly razorfish)
Lineage: Eukaryota; Metazoa; Chordata; Actinopteri; Labriformes; Labridae
Source: the annotation of a GenBank genome assembly
AUGCAAGAAGAAGUCCAAAGUCUCACAGCUGAGGAGGAAAAAGAAGAGGCCUGCUCAGAUGAGGAGGAAGAGGAAGAUGCCUACUCAGAUGAGGAGGAAGAGGAAGAUGCCUACUCAGAUGAGGAGGAAGAAGAGGAGGCCUGCUCAGCUAAGCAGGAAGAGGAAGAUGCCUGCUCAGAUGAGGAAGAAGAGGAAGAUGCCUGCUCAGUUGAGGAAGAAGAACAGUCAGUAUUCAGGGAAUACAUAAACCCUGCUGAUGAGUUGGUCUCACUAGUUUGGGACAUCAUUCUGAUCGAGCUCAUACACAUGGUCAUGAAAGGUUUCCCCACCACCGGUCCCCCCCCUAACUUCUCAUCAGUGGCAAUGAGGCUUAAAAGAAUACUGGUUGCAGAGAAGAGAGGUGCUGACGUCAAUAUCAAUUGUAGCCACAAAAAGAUCCUGAAGAUAUGCAAGGCCGUCCACAAAGACCUGAGCAAAGAGUUUGGUAAGGAAGGUCUUUGGAAUGGUCUCAUGGUACAGGAUGAAACAGUCAUUGAGGCUGUGGUUGACUCUCUGAACAAGCAUCUUUCACCAAAAAGACCCAACCGUGUCAAAAGGUUCUUUAAAAGUCUUUUCAGGCCUUUCACUGCCCUCCUUAAAAGUGGCUAG